Molecule: messenger RNA, 2977 nt
Organism: Arvicola amphibius (Eurasian water vole)
Lineage: Eukaryota; Metazoa; Chordata; Mammalia; Rodentia; Cricetidae
Gene: Washc1
Product: WASH complex subunit 1
Exons: 11
Coding region: 1218-2711 (497 amino acids)
Biological process (GO): Arp2/3 complex-mediated actin nucleation; retrograde transport, endosome to Golgi; exocytosis
Cellular component (GO): recycling endosome; early endosome; WASH complex
Molecular function (GO): actin binding; gamma-tubulin binding; alpha-tubulin binding
Source: RefSeq, a predicted model, not a curated record
AGCUCUCUUACAGUUUCUCCUGCACAGUCUCAGUCCUGAGAAACAAACCCGUAAGAGCAAUUUUCAUUCUUCAAGGGGCGUGAUGCAGUGUUUGUACCAUGUUAGCACAAGCAUUGAACUGUUUCCUAACUGUAUUCCUUGUGCCUUAGUCUUAUAAUAUGGCUUGUCCCCCUCAUAAGGUCCCAAAGGGGAAGGUCCUGGCAUCUUACUCCUUUUCCUUUAUACCAUGGCAUUCUGAGUCCUUCAGUGUAUGUUCCUGUAUAUGGCAGAGGGGGAUCAAGCCAGUCUAACUUCUCAACGGAAUCUGCUCCCAUGUGGCGUACCAGAUCUUGCCGUUCAUCCAGUAAGCCACUAAUUGUGGGCACCAGUCUAUACUCAUUAAUUGAACUCUUGCCCUAAAUGGCCUCAGACUGUGGCUCUGGGUCCAUUGUUUCUCUAGAUUGUGUGUUUUUCAUCCAUGGGACCGGGUAUGCUCAGAUAGUAAGUCUUUAACUUCUCGAUUCCCGGUGUAAUAGGAUUGGGGUGGGGGAGCAGCACAAUGAGGAGUCCUGUGUGGAGAAUAAGCAGAAUGAUCAUGCUCUAUGGUUCCAUGGAGGUGGGAUUUUUUUCCCCAAAGAAUCAUUUUGUUUAAAGAAGCUUCCAUUGUAUAUAUUCUCAUCCUCACCAAAGCUCACAUAAAAUUCACAAAGGAAAAGGCAUAAAGAAGCCCCCAUUACACAUAGUGAAAAUCAUUACAACUGGAAAUCAAAGUGGUGGAGAGCUUGAUCUGCCUUGUCGGAAUGCUGGAGUUUUGUCAAGCAGGGGUGGUCGCCACGCAGGCCACACCAUCCAAGUGUUCAGUUCUCUGCAUUUUACGACUCAGCAGUCGUUUGGGUGCCCCAUCUAUCCUUUGCUUCCCGCCUCUUUUGUGCUUCUGCAGCCAGGGUUGUGGUGUGCUAAGCUUGGAGGGUUAAGUUUAACAGCUGCUGUGUUAAAUAGGGCGCUUAGCAGGGUACUGAGUACCCUGGGAGUAAGGGCAUGAUAUGUCCCACUUUUAGUCUCUGCCGGUUUUGAAUUCCUGCCGUUGCCGUCAGUCUCCUUAUGUAGGCCUGCGGGGUUCUUUCUCUGCCUCCCAUGAUGCUCACACACAGUAAAGCUGUGUAGAAAUCAGCUGCUUUGUGUGAUACCCCCAUCCUCCCUUAGUGUUUCAUGUAGCCUGGGCUAGUCUUGAACUUUCUAUGUAUCAGAAGAUGGCCUUGAACAGCAGUUCCUGCCUCUGCCUUCCACGUGCUAGCAUUACAGGCGUCAUGACCCCCGUGAAGACUCAGCACUCCCUGGUGGGUCAGCCGUAUGCAGUACCCCUGAUCCAGCCAGACCUGCGAAGAGAGGAGGCAAUCCAGCAAGUGGCAGAUGCCCUGCAACACUUACAGAACAUCUCUGGAGACAUCUUCAGCAGGAUCUCCCAGCGAGUAGAACUGAGUCGCCGCCAGCUGCAGGCCAUUAGGGAGAGGGUCUCCCUGGCCCAGGCUAAGAUAGAGAAGAUCAAGGGCAGCAAAAAGGCCAUCAAGGUUUUCUCUAGUGCCAAGUACCCAGCGCCAGAUCGCCUGCAAGAAUAUGAUUCCAUCUUUACCGGUGCCCUUGACCCUGAUCUGCAGAGACGACCCCGUUACAGGAUCCAGAGCAAGCACCGCCCACUGGAUGAGCGGGCCCUGCAGGAGAAGCUGAAAUACUUUCCUGUGUGUGUGAACACCAAGUCGGAGCCUGAGGAUGAAGCUGAGGAGGGACUUGGGGGUCUUCCCAGCAACAUCAGCUCCAUCAGCUCUCUGCUGCUUUUCAACACCACAGAAAAUCUGUAUAAGAAGUAUGUUUUCCUGGACCCUCUGGCUGGCGCAGUAACAAAAACGCACACGAUGCUGGGCACAGAAGAGGAGAAGUUGUUUGAUGCCCCUCUGUCUAUCAGCAAGAGAGAGCAGCUGGAGCAGCAGGCUCCGGAAAACUACUUCUAUGUGCCAGACCUCGGCCAGGUUCCCGAGAUCGAUGUGCCAUCCUACCUACCCGACUUGCCUGGCAUCGCAGAUGACCUCAUGUACAGUGCGGACUUGGGCCCUGGCAUUGCCCCCUCUGCUCCUGGUGCCAUUCCAGAACUGCCCACCUUCCACACGGAGGUAGCUGAACCUUUCCAGCCAGAACUGGAGAAUGGGGUGCUGCUGGCAGCACCGCCACCGCCCCCGCCGCCCCCGCCACCUCCUCCAGCUCCCUCAGUGGUGGUCAGUACCCCCCAGCCGCCAGCGUUCCCUGAAGUGGAAACUGCACCUGGCCAGGUUGCCAGGGAAGAAGACACUAGCAGCAGCGUGGUCCACUCAGCCUCUGUUCAAGGAGCCCCUAAGGAGGUGGUUGAUCCCUCCAGUGGCCGGGCCACUCUGCUUGAGUCCAUCCGCCAAGCUGGGGGCAUUGGCAAGGCCAAGCUGCGCAGUGUCAAGGAACGCAAACUGGAGAAGAAGAAACAGAAGGAGCAGGAGCAAGUGAGAGCCACCAGUCAAGGCGGGGACUUGAUGUCAGACCUCUUUAACAAGCUCGUCAUGAGGCGCAAAGGUAUUUCUGGAAAAGGACCUGGCACCGGAACCAGUGAGGGGCCUGGGGGAGCCUUCACCCGGAUGUCAGACUCCAUCCCACCGAUGCCACCCCCCCAGCAGCCCGCAGGAGACGAGGAUGACGAUGACUGGGAGUCCUAAGAGUGCUUUGAGCCUUCUUGCACAUUCAGCAGGAACAGCCAGGAGGGACUCCUCGGCCAGCCAGGGCUUCUCAGGUCUUGUUGCCCAAAGAGGUCCAGGGGGUUAUACAAGUGUUCCGGGUCAGUGCCUGAUUUCUCUUAAUGGAGUGGGGGCUCUGUGAGCCAUCUGCUGCUUCCCUGCUUCAUGUAACUGCUUUGCUUGAUCCUCCACUGAAGAGUGCCACAGCAACGUGGUGGAAUAAAGAAAGUAACUAGACCUGAACCCAA